AUGCCUUCAAGCCCCAAGACCUCCCUCACCGACCCCGAAGCGUUGACCCUCUCCUCACUGCCCUCCGAAAUCGUCGCCCUCAUCUACUCCUUUUACCUCGCUCAAAACCCCAUCGAGAACAGGAGCCAUUUUCUGAACCUCAUCACGCUUUCCAAGGAAAUCUAUUCCGAGAAUGCCUGGAGGCUGUAUGAAGUCGUGGAACUCGACGAUUGGAACUGCGAGGCGUUCCUUAAAGGGGUAUGGGUCGCGGGUGGUUUCAUCAAGAAGGCCAUGCGCUUGCAAUCCCCAAGCGUGGAGACGGACGACGGAAGCGAUUGGCCAGAUUUUACGCCAGGAGACCUUGUCGACGAAAUAGAGCUCUUUACUCCUCCAAGGCGACCUCUGGAACGACCGACCUACCUCUCGUCCGACUCUGUUGCCCCGUACGCCACAUACGAGUACGAGUCCCACAUCCCCUUCCACCUUCACCCCUGUAUUCGAAAAGUUCUCCUCAUACGACAGUGCCGCAGGCUCUAUAUCCAUAGCUGUAACACUUUUGAGGGGCUGCAGAUGUGCAACCAUGAGGUCCAGAGAUUAGCCACCUGUUGGCUUGAUGGCAGAAUAUCUAAGGGCUGGGCGAUAGAGCCGUUGUUCUUCUCCGUCACCCACCUAUCUUUUGGCACACCAUUCAUGGCCUACUACCAUUUAUCCGACCCCCCAAAUCGGGACUGGCUGAUAGAAUUCGAGCUUUUCGGCCCGUCGCUCAAGCACAUCUGCCUGGCCCUUUGCGACGACUUUGACGACUUUUACGAUGUAUUCAGCUUCAGCUACAACGACCGCGAUGGCGAUAUUGAGUAUACAAGAAAGCGUGUGACAGAAACGCUCGAAGGAGACGUUCCGUUCGCGCUCUGGUACGCGACAGAUCGGAAGACGUCCCUGACGUUACACGACGCGAGACCCGAAGCUUUCGAAGUUUUCGACGCUGGACUAGCGGAUACGAUGAUAUACGAGAUGCCUAGAAAGACGGAUGCUGGUGUGGAUGAGUGGAAGAAGCAGAUCAUGAUGAUAAAAGGGGAGAUGGGAGCCCACAUGUCGGAGUUGGGAUACAAGCUACGGCAAGGCGAAGCGGGAGCAGACAGGCGAGUAGUAGUCUGGAAGCCCCAGUUUCCACCUUGUAAAAUACGUUUCACCAAUAUGGCGCCCCUUCCAGCCGACGUCGAUCUCCCUCAGCUCUUCCUUAACGAUUGCUGCUAUAGCCGAGAUGGCCCAUACGAACAAUUCGACCAGGUGUUCAGAAAGUGGUGGGCAGAGGUCGUCAGUUCUGAGGGACCGACUGCAUGCGAGUGUUGUGAUAUCUUCAAGAUGGGUCAUCCAAAGAUCGGCGUGAUGUCUUCAGUGCCAGUGCAAGAAUGGUACUUUUCAAGGGAGGACAAGGCUCUACACCCAAGGUAUAUCCGCCAGGGUGCCCUCCUUCACCGUCGUCUCCUCUGUGAUCCUUUCCGACGUCACAGCAUCCGUCUCGCUCGUCAUUCGUUUGCGGUCCCCUCCAUCUCCGUCCUCGGCAGUGUCUUGGAUGGCGUGAUAGUCGUUUGA
This is a messenger RNA of Cryptococcus wingfieldii CBS 7118, 1572 nucleotides long. RefSeq lists its product as hypothetical. The coding region runs from base 1 to 1572 and encodes 523 amino acids. The transcript has 4 exons. Lineage: Eukaryota; Fungi; Basidiomycota; Tremellomycetes; Tremellales; Cryptococcaceae. The record is from RefSeq and is a predicted model, not a curated record.